Trichoderma harzianum CBS 226.95 is the source of this 1255-nucleotide messenger RNA. RefSeq lists its product as hypothetical. Gene Ontology annotation, molecular function: FFAT motif binding. The coding region runs from base 375 to 1208 and encodes 277 amino acids. Gene Ontology annotation, biological process: endoplasmic reticulum membrane organization. The record is from RefSeq and is a predicted model, not a curated record. Lineage: Eukaryota; Fungi; Ascomycota; Sordariomycetes; Hypocreales; Hypocreaceae. Gene Ontology annotation, cellular component: plasma membrane; endoplasmic reticulum membrane. The transcript has 7 exons.
CAUUUGGCCAGCUCAGCCUCGCCAGCCAAUCUCGAUACAGGGGCCGAAGCGACAUGCCAUCCAUCAAUCACGUCUCCGGAUCUCUUCUUUGUAAUCAAACAACAGCUGCCCAUCCUCUCAACCACCGCUUGCUCUCCCGCUCUUGUUUCGAUCAUACUUUUGGCACAGCCUCUGAUCUCUUCUUCUUGAUACUCGUUAUUCUUGCCUCCCUUUUUUUCAAUCCCAUCUGUCGAUUUUCGAGUCCGCCGCGUUUCCCCGCCGCUGCAGCGCCAUCGAUUCAAACACGACGACAUCUUUUUGCUUUCCGGCUCGUGCCCAGCUUCCGACCUUGCCCCUAGCUCAACUCCAGCAUCUUCUCCGCAGCUUCAUUCGCCAUGUCGGUCGAGAUUGAGCCUGUUGAGCUGUCCUUUCGGCGGCCCUUCACCGUCGAGGUCGCGCAGAUCCUCAAGAUCAAGAACCCAAGCUCAUCGCCUUUGGCAUUCAAGGUGAAAACGACGGCUCCCAAGCAGUACUGCGUUCGACCAAAUGCGGGCCGUAUUGAGCCUGGCCAGGAUUUCGAUGUUACGGUCCUUCUGCAGGCGAUGAAGGCCGAUCCCCCGCUGGAUGCAAAGUGCAGGGACAAGUUUCUCGUCCAGUCGGCCCCCAUUACUCCAGACAAGGAAUUCGCGAGCAUUGCUUCAGUGCUCGAGACGACGGAAAAGUCUGCCAUCUACGAACGAAAGAUCCGAGUCAACUGGCUACCUGCAGGUGACAGCCCUGACCAUGGUCCCACCGCCGUCGCGACGCCUAGCAAGCCUGCCGCGGUGAAUGGAGCAUACGAUACUCCCGAUGCGCCUCGAUCCUACUCCUCUCCAUCUGCUGACGACGCCUCAAACGCCGCACCUCCUCCCUAUGCCAAUGACGACAGGGAAGAUGAUGAUUCCAGACCGCAGACCGCCAAGUCGGCCGCCUCCAAGACUGCCGCUGUCAGCUCAGUCCUAGCGGGAUCAGAAGACUACAAGGCCAAGAUUGCCCAGCUGGAAGCUGAACUGGCAAACUACAAGAAUGGCGGUCUUCGACAACGCAAUGUCAAGGGCAGUGCGGAGACGGAGAAGAGCUCGGGCGGAGCUCUUGCUCAGCAAACCAAGCAGGGUGUCGAGGGUGUGCCUGUCAAGAUUGUGGCCAUCUUGUGUCUCGUCAGCUUCCUGCUUGCCUACGUCUUCUUCUAAGCCUCUCCUCUUGAUGAGGAGUAACAAGUUACUUUCCGAGAUAAUGA